Messenger RNA from Canis lupus familiaris (dog), 1302 nucleotides. It is a transcript of the gene BMP7, whose product is annotated as bone morphogenetic protein 7. The coding region runs from base 1 to 1302 and encodes 433 amino acids. Gene Ontology annotation, biological process: SMAD protein signal transduction. The record is from RefSeq and is marked validated. The transcript has 10 exons. Gene Ontology annotation, molecular function: growth factor activity; cytokine activity. Gene Ontology annotation, cellular component: extracellular region. Lineage: Eukaryota; Metazoa; Chordata; Mammalia; Carnivora; Canidae.
AUGCACGUGCGCUCGCCCUGCGCCGCGGCGCCCCGCAGCUUCGUGGCGCUCUGGGCGCCCCUGCUCCUGCUGCGCUCCGCCCUGGCCGACUUCAGCCUGGACAACGAGGUGCACUCGAGCUUCAUCCACCGGCGCCUCCGCAGCCAGGAGCGGCGGGAGAUGCAGCGCGAGAUCCUCUCUAUCCUGGGCUUGCCCCACCGCCCGCGCCCGCACCUCCAGGGCAAGCACAACUCGGCGCCCAUGUUCAUGCUGGACCUGUACAAUGCCAUGGCGGUGGAGGAGGGCGGCGGGCCCGACGGCCAGGGCUUCUCCUACCCCUACAAGGCCGUCUUCAGCACCCAGGGCCCCCCUCUGGCCAGCCUGCAAGACAGCCACUUCCUCACCGACGCCGACAUGGUCAUGAGCUUCGUCAACCUCGUGGAGCAUGACAAAGAGUUCUUCUAUCCACGUUACCACCACCGGGAGUUCCGGUUCGAUCUCUCCAAGAUCCCAGAGGGGGAAGCUGUGACUGCAGCCGAAUUCCGGAUCUACAAGGACUACAUUCGGGAGCGCUUCGACAACGAGACGUUCCGGAUCAGCGUUUACCAGGUGCUGCAGGAGCCCCAGGACUCCAGCCUUGACUACCUGUUCCUGCUGGACAGCCGCACCCUCUGGGCCUCGGAGGAGGGCUGGCUGGUGUUCGACAUCACAGCCACCAGCAACCACUGGGUGGUCAACCCACGACACAACCUGGGCCUGCAGCUCUGCGUGGAGACCUUGGACGGGCAGAGCAUCAACCCCAAGUUGGCGGGCCUGAUCGGGCGGCACGGGCCCCAGAACAAGCAGCCCUUCAUGGUGGCCUUCUUCAAGGCCACGGAAGUCCACCUCCGCAGCACGCGCUCCACGGGCGCCAAGCAGCGCAGCCAGAACCGCUCCAAGACGCCCAAGAACCAGGAAGCCCUGCGGGUGGCCAACGUCGCAGCAAAAAACAGCAGCAGCGACCAGAGGCAGGCCUGCAAGAAGCACGAACUGUACGUCAGCUUCCGCGAUCUGGGCUGGCAGGACUGGAUCAUCGCUCCCGAAGGCUAUGCCGCUUACUACUGUGAGGGGGAGUGUGCCUUCCCCCUGAACUCCUACAUGAACGCCACCAACCACGCCAUCGUGCAGACGCUGGUCCACUUCAUCAACCCCGAAACGGUGCCCAAGCCAUGCUGUGCCCCCACUCAGCUCAACGCCAUCUCUGUCCUCUACUUCGACGACAGCUCCAACGUCAUCCUGAAGAAAUACAGAAACAUGGUCGUCCGAGCCUGUGGCUGCCACUAG